Fomitiporia mediterranea MF3/22 is the source of this 957-nucleotide messenger RNA. Its product is annotated as NAD-binding protein. NCBI's taxonomy places the organism in Eukaryota, Fungi, Basidiomycota, Agaricomycetes, Hymenochaetales, Hymenochaetaceae. The record is from RefSeq and is a predicted model, not a curated record. The coding region runs from base 1 to 957 and encodes 318 amino acids. The transcript has 4 exons.
AUGACACGUUCUGAUCCUACUAAGGACUUGCCUGACCUGACGGGCAAAGUUGCAAUUGUCACUGGAGCGACGUCUGGUAUAGGAUAUGUUGUAGCACGAGCACUAUUACGCAAAGGUGCAACUGUGUACCUUGCUGCAAGAAAUGAGAGUAAAGCUACAGGAACUAUUGCACGUUUGCAGGCGGAAGGUCUCGGGCCGGGAAACGGGAAGCCAAUAUUUCUUAAGGCCGUCUUCGACGAUCCCAGGAAUGCGAAGAAAUCUGCGGAAGAGUUCCUGUCUCGUGAGUCUGGGCUUGACAUAUUAGUAAACAAUAUAGCGCGUUAUUUUUCACCCUUUGUGUUCACGAAUAUCCUCUUACCUCUGAUGAAGCAAACGGCUUUACUCCCGGACACGGACGUGCGGAUCGUCAAUGUUGCUUCGGACUCCCAUGCUUUAGUCCCGGAUAUCCGGCUAAAGAACAAGGACGACUUUUAUUUUCCGAAAGUGGUCGACGAAGGAACUGCUAACCAACGCAAGCAUUAUGGCUUCACGAAAUUGUUGGAUAUUUUAUGGACUCGCGAGCUCGCACGUCGUCUUACGGCUUCAUCCAACGACGGAGGUAUUAAUAUUCUGUGCCUCUGCGUUCACCCUGGCUGGGUUGGGACGGAAGGAGUUCUUGAACUCUCAGACCGUUAUCCUUGGCCAUUAUCCUCUUUCUUCAAGUUCUUAACGCGACUCCUGUUUAGAACACCGGAACAGGGUGGAAGCACUGUACUUAUUCCUGCAGCAGCACAGUCGAUACGGAAUGAUUCGGGCAGAUAUCAUGGACAAUAUCUGGUACCUUACGGCAAGUUAGGUCCAGCGUCAAAAGAUGCACUGGAUGAUUCUCUUGCAAGGGAUUUAUGGGAUCUGACAGAACGUGUUUUGACUGAGUAUGGUUUGGGGAAUGAGUCACUAACAAGUACAGGGCGCAAUUAG